Zonotrichia leucophrys gambelii is the source of this 2279-nucleotide messenger RNA. Its product is annotated as secreted frizzled-related protein 5-like. Bases 85 to 1005 code for a protein of 306 amino acids. Lineage: Eukaryota; Metazoa; Chordata; Aves; Passeriformes; Passerellidae. The record is from RefSeq and is a predicted model, not a curated record. Gene Ontology annotation, molecular function: Wnt-protein binding. Gene Ontology annotation, biological process: non-canonical Wnt signaling pathway; canonical Wnt signaling pathway. The transcript has 4 exons.
GAGGUGGCUGGUAGGCUAUAAAAGGCAUUCCACAGGCAGGAGCAGCUCAGUGCGGGGUGUGCUGUUGGUUCACUUGCUCCAAGCAUGGCCAGGUCCCUUGGCAGGCACCCCUGGAGCUUGGGUGGCCCGUGCCUGCUGGGUCUCCUGGCCCGCCUGCUGCUCUGGGGCUCUCCAGGUGCCCGGGGGAGCUACCUGAGGAGAUCCUCCAGCUGCAUGCCCAUCCCUCAGAGCAUGGCCCUCUGCUACGACAUCGGCUACUCCGACAUGAGGAUCCCCAACCUGCUGGAGCAUGAGACCAUGACAGAAGUCAUCCAGCAGUCUUCCAGCUGGCUGCCCCUGCUAGCCAGGGAGUGCCACCCAGACGCUAGGAUUUUCCUCUGCUCCCUCUUUGCACCCAUCUGUUUGGACAGGCUCAUCUUCCCCUGCCGCAGCCUCUGCGAGGCCGUCAAGAGAAGCUGCGCGCCCGUCAUGGCUUGUUACGGCUACCCCUGGCCCGAAAUCCUCAACUGCAACAAGUUCCCUGCAGAUCAUGAGCUGUGUAUUGCAGCAGUGUCCGUGGAUGAAAAUUCCUCAAGCAGGAGAAUGCCCCGAGCCAGCUGCCAGGACUGUGAGCUUGAGGAGGCCAGCACUGCCAGGGAGAUCCUGGAAAGCCUCUGUGCAAAUGAUUUUGCAGUGAAAAUCCGAAUCCUGAGGAGGAACACCACCACCACCAUCUCGGACUUCGACCUGGACCCCUCCAAAGUGGAGGUGCUGAAGCACGGCCCGCUGCUCAGAACUGAAAUCCCUGCCAGGCUCCAGCAGUGGCUGGACAUAGAUGCCACCUGCGCCCACAACAUCAUGCGAGGCACCCAGGCAGGGGUCUUUGUUGUCAGUGGUGACGUGCAGAGUGACAAAGUGGUGGUGAACAAGGCUUAUGCCUGGCAGAAGAGGAACAGGAACCUGCACCAGGCAGUGAGGAGGUGGAAGCACCACCGCUGCCCCGAACAGGCGGGAUGGAAGGUCUGAAAAAGCUCACCUCCAGCAAUGAGAAACUGCUCCCCUCCCUAUUGCUAGAAAACUCCUUUCCCUGGCAGGUGGUGUUUUGGAGAUGUACAGUGAUACUUCUAGGUGAUUUGAAGCAGUCAUAGUGCACAGAUAGGGCUUCACUACAGAUCCCUGUUUUACCAAGACAGAGCUUAAGGAUGCAGGUUUAACAUGUUCCUCUGACAAUGCUCUGUAGAUCCAGGACGUGCUAUGUUCAGCUUUGCAUAGGAUCCAACAUCACAACAAAACUAUGCAGGUGAGGACAAACUAGAAGAAACCCUUUAUAACAGUUCCUUCUAGUUCUCAUUAUCAGAGCUGGUAUUUCAGAUUCAUUAUUUGACCCUGAAACAUUGAUGCUGUCCAAGUGCCUGUUUAUUUUCUGUCCAGAGAUUACAUGAAAGUCUCCCUGACUGUGAAGUGAUACUUUUAUGUAAUGGAGCAAAUACUUUACUCUUGAACAGUCUGAGGUGAAUUAACAGGGAGAGGAACCCACCCUGGCUAUGCCCAGCCCUUUAAAAACUGCAUGCUGAACUCUGCUCUUGAGUCAGGCUGUCCCUCUAGCUUCCUGCACUGAGAGUUGAUGAGCAUCCACACAAGCAAAAAGAAACAGUCAUUCUCAAGCAGGAAAGGCACAGAGCAGACAGCUGAGGGUUUCUACAUAACAGGGAAAAAACUGUUUUUCAACAUCAGAAAUUCAGUGUGGAUCAGAAGAUUCUGGUAACUGGGGAUAUCACAAGAACCUUGAGAAAAGCAGAGCACGAGUGAGACAUCAGCUGUUCAAAGCUCUGCUCUGGUGUGAACAGCAGCUUUGCUCGGGACUGGGAGGUGAUUUCCAGCCCAAGCACAGUAGGAUAUUUCAGUUUUGAUACGGGAGCAGGGGAGAAACCUUUCACAGCUGCCUCGCCUUCCAUCUGUACAUAAGGAAGAUAGAAAAUAUGGGAAAAAUAUGGGAAAACUCAGUCUCUCUGCAGCUAUCUCACUCAAGCAGGACUGUCACUCCCUGCAGGGGCACACACUGUGCUCCAGACCACAGAGCAGAAAACAGCAAACCCCCAAAUGAGGAAACAAGUGGGAUUUCUACAGCCUAACAAAGCACUGUCCAUGGAAAGUUUUCUAUAUUGGUUGAAACCUGUGGCUGAAAUAAAAAACCAAAACAAGUGGAAAAACCAGCCUUUGGGAGGAAUGCUUUCUGCCCUGCUGGUGAUGCUGUGCAGAGACAGCCGGUCUGCUUGGGGACACAUCGGUCUGCUGGGGAC